This is a messenger RNA of Phycomyces blakesleeanus NRRL 1555(-), 795 nucleotides long. RefSeq lists its product as hypothetical. The transcript is spliced from 8 exons. Lineage: Eukaryota; Fungi; Mucoromycota; Mucoromycetes; Mucorales; Phycomycetaceae. The record is from RefSeq and is a predicted model, not a curated record. Bases 1 to 795 code for a protein of 264 amino acids.
AUGCCUUUCCUUGAAACCUAUUGGGCCAGCAACCUCCAACGUAUCAAGAAACAAAACAAUAUAGAGGAUAGAAGCGCGAGUUUUAACUUUGUCAAUUGGCUUUCAUUGAAUAACAGUAUAAUAGAGGAGAAGACCAAUAUCUCUGAAAAAAAGAUACUCCAGCUUGCAAAUAAAAGAAGAAAGAUCCAUAGUGAUCUUCACCUCCAAGCAGACGAGGCAGUGGUUUCUCUCUUAGUUACUAGCUCUACCGGUUUCACUUCUGAUAAAGUCGGUCCGUCUGGCCCAUCAGCUCAACUUGCUCAAUCUACCAGGCAAGAAAGUGCAGAGAGAGUCGACCAAUUACACAAGCAAGACCUACUCUAUUACAAUAUCCUUGACUUUGUAGCCACUCCACCAGACGCUUCCCUCAAGAUGCUUCUCUGUGAUAAGUAUACAACUUUCAUGGAGCACACGAAGAGUCUCGACAUGUCCCCUGAAGAUAUUACGGAGGAUGUUGAUAUGUUAAUAACGGUAGACGAUGAUAAUAUUUACAAAUUAUGUGAUAAUGCUGUAAAGGGUUUUAAGCUGAUGAUGAAACAUAUUAUAUCACAACGUGUGAAUAAGCAUUUUGCUGGUUUAUCUUCUGUGAAGCUUUAUGGUAUUCAAAUAUACAAGAAUGAGAUGUUUGCCUGUAGUUUAACAAACCCUAUUGUCAACCGAUAUAUGUUCGCUCUUGAUAUGAAAUUUAGUUUACCAACAGCACCACGUCUUCUCUCCCAGUCGUUCCCCAGAUUUAUACAAAAUGUUUGGAAAUAA